AUGAGUAGCCGUAAUUACGGUGCGAUUACAUGCGAGACAUGCAAAGCAUUUUAUCGUCGACUAACCCUUAAAGUCAAUAAUUAUUUGAAAUGUGUUGCAAACGGCGAUUGCAUUAUAACACCAGAGACCAGAAAAUAUUGCCCGAAAUGUCGUCUCGACAAGUGUUUGGCCGUCGGAAUGAAAUCCCAAUUCAUACGAAGCGAUGAGGAAAACGAGUGGAGACGACGGAUGGGCGAAGAGAAACGCCGACAAAAACUACUGAAAACAUCGAAACCCUCAGCACAGGAGACGAGGACUACGACCACAACAAUAGCCAUCUCUUCCCAUAAUUGCAACGAAAUCGACGCUUUAAUUGACUCGACAACAGAUAUUAGUGACAAUGACCUCAACCAACAGAUUAUGGACAUUGAGAACAGUUGUCAAUCAAACCAAGAGCUAAAUGUGAGACAAUGGCCAGCUAUUCCGGUGUUUAAAUCACUCGUUAAUUAUAACGGCAUAAAUCAACUCGAGUUACAGCGGAUAUCGGGGUUGUUAUGGGCGGCCAAAGUGUUUGCCUAUCCAUCUAAUAAAGUGAUUAUAGACAUUACCAACGAGAGAGAAAUGUACCUGGUCUCAAUGAAACGCAUAGACUGUCACAUUAGAGAAGUUACAAAGUUUGUCAAACAAUUGGACAGUUUGUGUAGUGAAGACCAGUUGUCACUACUCAGGAGCGGGUGUUUUGAGGUAAUAAUGUUUAGGUUUGCAAUGCAUUUCAAUCCCCACACACCGGAAAUGGUGUGCCGUAUAGACAAUGAAUAUUCAGUGAGAAUGUGCAAUAAAAUACCAGAAUUUGCUAAAUGGAGUGGUUAUGAACGAUAUAAACCUUUCUUGGAUAAAGUAAUGCCCGAAUGGAAUCUAGAUCCUAUUAUUAUGCUCAUGUUAACAGUGAUUAUACUCUAUAACCCUCAUCGACCAACUCUAUUACAUCGAGAAAAUGUUAAUCAUUAA
Messenger RNA from Medioppia subpectinata, 987 nucleotides. The record is from the annotation of a GenBank genome assembly. Lineage: Eukaryota; Metazoa; Arthropoda; Arachnida; Sarcoptiformes; Oppiidae.